AUGGUGACACCAGGAGCAAGACCGGCUGUCUGUGCCCUGUCGCUUAUCGGUUAUCUCUGCAAUGGAAUGUUGAUUUAUUUGAUCAAGAAAAAUCCGAAUUCACGAAUGGGAAACUAUCGAUAUCUUAUUCUUAUGUUGACCAUUUUCAACAUCGUCUAUGCCACCGGCCAUUUGGUGGUCUUGCCGCUCACCUAUAUGCAUGAUUUCGGUUGGUGUUUCUACUCGUCGUCAUUCCUCAGCGGAUACAAAUUCAUUGGCUAUGCUCUCAUCCUUGGCUACUGUUCGAUCUUUGCUCAAUCCACCAUUCUCCUCGCCUAUCAUUUCAUCUAUCGAUACGCAUGUAUCUGCAAAACUGAGUGGCUCGAGGUGAUCAACACGAAACGAGCCAUUUCUAUGGUCAUUUUCUGCUACAUCCUCUACUUUGGGCUAUGGGUGGCAAUGGUUCAUCUAUUUGCCGGUCCAACCGAUGCAUUCAAUGAGCGAAUCGCUAUCGGCUUUUAUGAGUAUUCGGGGCAAUGGCCAAAUGAGACAGCACUGAUUGGAGGAUAUUAUUUGCUACGAGAUAACAACAGUCAUUUGCACAUCAAUUUACGUCCGUGGAUCGCGGUGUGUGUUUGCCAGACACAAAUGAGUUGUAUGUUCGGAGUGAUCCUCUACUGUGGCUGGUCGAUGCAUCGCAAGUUGAGCUCAUCAGAAAUGGCAUCAGAGAGGGGUUUCCGAUUGCAAAAGCAACUUUUCCGAGCCCUACUCAUACAGUUUCUGGUGCCAAUCAUUCUCGAGUACAUCCCAUGUGUUGCCGUCUUCUUUCUCCCCUUAACGGGUGGAGAUUUCAAUCUUGAAUGGGCAACUCUCGCCGUCUCAUCGUAUCCAAUUUUCGAGCCACUUGUUGUCAUCUAUUUUGUCAAGGAGUAUCGAAUCACUCUCCAUAGAACCAUUUUUGGCAAUCUCAAAGGUGGCACCGUUUCUCAAACUUUUGAGAAAACCACACAGCAACAUCCUCACGAUUCUCACACGACAGAAGUGAAACGAUCGAAGUUAGCGACA
Mesorhabditis belari is the source of this 1044-nucleotide messenger RNA. The record is from the annotation of a GenBank genome assembly. Lineage: Eukaryota; Metazoa; Nematoda; Chromadorea; Rhabditida; Rhabditidae.